UUCGUUCUCAAAUCUCUUUCUUCUCUUCUCAUAUCUAUCUAUCUACUAUCUCCCCGCUUUCUUAAUUUAAUUUGUUAAGAGAGGUCGCCCAUGGGUGUGUGUUUCUCAGCCAUUAGAGUCACUGGUGCUAGCAGCAGCAGCAGCAGAAGAAGUAGUCAGACCACCACCAAUCAUAACCACCACCGUCGUAAUAAUAAAGGCCGCAACAAUAAUAAUAAUAAGUCGUCUGCUGCUCCUCCUCCUCCUCCUCCUAAUCAUCCCAAGAUCAAUAUGGAUGCCAAGCGCAGAAGCGCCUCCGUCCCCUGCGGCAAGCGUACUGAUUUUGGUUACGCCAAAGAUUUCCACGAUCUCUACACCAUCGGCAAGCUCCUCGGCCAUGGUCAAUUCGGAUACACCUACGUUGCCAUCGACAAGUCCAAUGGAGAUCGCCUCGCCGUCAAGAGACUCGAUAAGAGUAAGCACAUGCAUGGGUUAGAGAAGGGGGCAAUGCCACUGAUAUCCCUGUUGACAUUUCAGUUCUGAACAACUUACGCCAGUUUGUUAGAUACAGCCGUCUAAAGCAAUUUGCGUUAAGAGCUCUGGCUAGCACUCUUGACGAGGCAGAGAUUUCUGACCUCAGAGAUCAAUUUGAUGCGAUUGAUGUAGAUAGAAAUGGUGUCAUAAGUCUUGAGGAGAUGAGACAGGCACUUGCCAAAGAUCUUCCAUGGAAACUGAAGGAUUCGCGAGUUGCUGAGAUCCUUCAAGCGAUUGAUAGCAACACAGAUGGGUUAGUGGACUUCACAGAGUUUGUAGCAGCAGCUCUACAUGUCCAUCAACUGGAAGAACAUGAUUCAGAGAAGUGGCAGCAAAGAUCAAGAGCAGCUUUUGAGAAAUUCGACAUUGACAAGGACGGUUACAUAACGCCUGAGGAACUUCGAAUGCACACGGGGUUAAAAGGGUCAAUAGAUCCACUGCUGGAUGAAGCAGACAUUGAUAGAGAUGGGAAAAUAAGCCUGCAUGAGUUCAGGAGACUUCUAAGAACAGCAAGCAUAAGUUCACAGAGAAUAUCAAGCCCUUCAGGCCACAGGAAUCCUCGGUAGUGCAAAAGUGUGUAUACUAGAAGAAGAGGAGUAAGGGGACAAAGUAAUUUGUCCAAUCUUAUAUGUAAUGGUGGUUGUAAGAUAAGUCGGACUUUUUUUUGGCGUUGUAGUGUUGUUAUAUAAGUACGUUGGUUCUUCUAUAAAGCAACGAAACAAAAGAGACAGUGCGAGUGAGUAGAUUGUAGCAUUGGGUGAGAGAAGCUGUUCUUUUGGGUUCGGCCACGUGACAUUCCUAGUGGGCCAAAUCGCCCAAUUCUAAUGGGUUGGCACCAGAGAGCCAGCUGUAAUUUGAUUCUCCCAUAAGUUUUGUCUGUUUGCAUA
Messenger RNA from Camelina sativa (false flax), 1400 nucleotides. The record is from RefSeq and is a predicted model, not a curated record. Lineage: Eukaryota; Viridiplantae; Streptophyta; Magnoliopsida; Brassicales; Brassicaceae.